Molecule: messenger RNA, 2383 nt
Organism: Diachasma alloeum
Lineage: Eukaryota; Metazoa; Arthropoda; Insecta; Hymenoptera; Braconidae
Product: sialin
Exons: 9
Coding region: 615-2348 (577 amino acids)
Biological process (GO): transmembrane transport; monoatomic anion transport
Cellular component (GO): plasma membrane
Molecular function (GO): transmembrane transporter activity
Source: RefSeq, a predicted model, not a curated record
GUCCCACAAUUUGUUAUGAAAAAAGUUAUAGUCAAGGCAUUUAUUUUCAUUCGCAGUCUGUAGUUUUUAGUUUAGGAAAAAACCUCCUAAAUUGAAUUUUCCAUUGUCAAACAUUGUCAAACGCCUGUUUGAGCUUCAUUACGAAAGUAUGUGAUGAUAUAUUUCGGACUAUUUCAUCAGCGUCAAGUGCAACAAUAAUCGUUAAAAUUUCAACAAUCAACUCAAUGAAUUGUCAAACCCCUUGACAACAUGCGCUGGCGAAUAAUUAUUUAUCGCUUGACUAGCGGUAGAGCUGACAAGGUUGUUUUGUACUUAUUACGACUUCGCCAUCGUUGGAAGAUGAUAUCGAUAAUACGUUUUGUAUUACACGGGGCACUAAAUUACUACAUAAAUGAACAAAUGCUCAGUUCGUAAGGUGAAAACAAAGAAUACUUUUCUCAUUCAAAUGAGUCGGUAACAAUUCAAUCGCAUAAAAGUAAGUAAUAAAUUGUCUCACCAUCGAAAUCAUUGUCUUCUUCUUUGAUAGAAUUUUAUUUACCAAGUUUUAGAUUGCAGAAUUUCUAAUUAUAUUUCGAUCGAAAGAGUUUUCAAAUUUGGGAAUAUCGAUCAGAAAAAUGAAUCGAGAUCAUGUUGAUUAUCAGCGCGAGCAUAAAAAACUUCUGGAUAAACCAGCUGAUGAUUUAGUCGUCUCAGAAUGUGACGAUAAUAAAAUUACAUCAAUUGCAAACAUUUGUGAGGAUGAUGAUAAGCAGCUUCCAGAGAGUCCCAACACUGAGGCUGGUUUCAAAAGGAUCAUACGAAGGCUAACAGGUAUAGGAUGGCUGUCAUGUCGAAACAUUCUGUGGUACCUAGUAUUCACUGGAGGUAUCGUCAACUACAUGAUCAAGGUCAGUCUGAAUCUUGUGAUAGUGGCAAUGGUGAUACCGAGAACAGAAAAACCUAGCAGUCUAGCUGAAUGCGAUGCUGUUGCAUCAUUAGCACCAAAUUUUAAUUCCACGUUUCAUUCUUACGAAAUGUUGAAUCAGUCGAGUGUGAUUCCUGAUAUUGAGCAGCAGCAGCAGCAGCAGCACGUUGGAAAUUUCAACUGGACUGAGUACCAGCAAGGCCUAGCCCUGGGGGCAUUCUACUGGUCAUACUGGACGACUCAAGUACCUGGUGGGAUUUUAGCCCAGAAGUACGGAACGAAACUCGUAUUUGGUGGAGCUAAUUUCCUAGCUUCUCUCCUAGGGCUCCUGAUUCCCACUGUCAUCAAGUGGCAUUUCAAUGUCUUUCUGGUCCUCAGGGUUCUCCAGGGCGUAAUUCUGGGUGUCGUCAGUCCGUCCACAAAUGUCAUGACAGCAAAAUGGAUUCCCCCAAACGAAAGAAGUAAAUUUGUCAGUGCUUACAUGGGUGGAUCAGUGGGAAUCGCAAUUACAUAUCCAUUAUGCGCAUUUAUCAUUACUUAUUUCAAUUGGGAAGCGGCAUUCUACUUCGUCUCUGGCAUCUGCAUAAUCUGGUAUUGCUUUUGGUUGUUCUUCAUGUUCGAUUCACCCCAGCAGCACCCUAGAAUCGCCAAAGAGGAGCUCGAGUACAUCCUGGCAAACACUCCUGCCUCGUUGACAGCUUCAAGAAAACGAGCCAUCCCGUGGAAAGCUAUUCUCAUCUCCCGGCCAAUGUGGGUUACGGCUGUUGCACACUGGGGUGCCACCUGGGGGUUCUACACUCUUCUUGCUCAAGGGCCAACUUAUUUCAGGUUCAUACACGGAUGGGACCUCAACGCAAUCGGCCUGAUUGCAGGAGUUCCCCACAUUCUCCUCAUGAUUUUCUCCUACUUAUUCGGUUGGUGGAGCGAUUGGCUCCUGAAAUCAGGAAAAAUGACUCGAACAGGAGUUCGAAAAUUGGCGAUUACAAUGUGCACGGGGGUUCAAGCGGCGUUCACUGUGGGUCUGAGUCUGAGUGGUUGUCAAUCAACACUUGCCGUGGUCUUCAUGCUGAUGGGAACAACGGUGACGGGGGGAAUAUCAGCGGGAACCGUGGCUAAUCUUGUCGAUCUGAGUCCCAACUUCAGCAGUAUUCUCUUGGGAAUUUGUGGCUUGAGUGUUAAUGGUGUGGGUGCCAUUUCGCCGCUGAUUGUUGGAGUCUUGACGAAUGAUAAUCAAACUAUUGGACAAUGGAGACUAGUCUUCCUCAUAGCAGCUGCAAACAUGAUGAUCGGUUUCAUCAUCUUCAUGAUUUGGGGAACAGCCAAUGAACAGUCAUGGAAUUUCUCCAUUGAGGAAUCUGAACGUGCGGAGGAAAUACUUUACAAGGAAAAAGACGUUCAAUUAUUUGAAAAAAACCAAGACGAAAGCAGUUUGUCAAAAAGUUGAUUGUACAAAUGAAUAAAUAAAAAAUAUCGACUGCA